CUGUAUGCUUGUACCCUUAGACAACUCUUCGGAUCCUGAUAAUAGCUGAGAUACCUCCUGAAAAACGUCAACAAACGGACCAUCAAUUCACGUUAUCGAUCGCGAUCGAGCACUCAAUCACGCAGGGCUUCUUCACCUAGACUAAUUCCGGGAAGAGAGAAAGGAGGUGUUCAAGAUGGCACAUCGGAUACGAGAGGUAUGGGCGGACAACCUCGAUGAAGAGCUGGAUUCGCUGAGGGCGACGAUAGAGAAGUACCCGGUCGUCUCUAUGGACACCGAGUUUCCGGGGAUCGUUGCGCGACCCAUAGGAACGUUUCGUACGGGAUCCGAUUAUCACUUCCAGACGAUGCGAUGUAACGUCGACUUGCUCAAGAUCAUACAACUGGGUCUGACCCUGGCAGAUGAAGAGGGGAACAUGCCAGAAGUCUGUUGCUGGCAAUUCAACUUCAAGUUCAGUCUGAACGAUGAUAUGUACGCACAAGACUCUAUUGAGCUAUUACAGAAGUCCGGAAUCGAUUUCAAGAGGCUAGAGACCGAAGGGAUCGACAAUGACGUCUUUGCGGAACACCUGAUUACGUCGGGAUUAGUUCUCUUCUCCAACGUAAAAUGGGUUAGCUUCCACUCCGGAUACGACUUCGGCUACCUCUUGAAACUGCUCACCGCAUCGCCGCUACCACCUGUCGAGUCCGAAUUCUUCGACGCGCUACACAUCUGGUUCCCUCACGUAUACGACAUCAAGCAUAUCAUGCGGAGUGUAAGAAGCUUGAAGGGGGGAUUGCAGGAGAUUGCGGAUAUGAUGAACGUGCAACGAAUCGGACCUCAGCACCAGGCCGGGUCAGAUUCCCUCCUGACGUCUGCAGCCUUUUUCAAGAUGAAAGUCAACUUUUUCGAUAACCACCUCGACGACGACUACUACAAGAACUUCUUAUAUGGCUUUGCGUCUGCCCAAAGCCGAGUCCGAUAUGCAGGGCCUGACAUCGGUCGACCUGGGAGCGGAUUGCCGGAUAGGAGCGGCGCCAACAGUGUCAACAUUUCUUCCGGACACGGUGCAGGCAACGACGGGAUGGGCAUGACCAAUAUAGGCGACGGGCUGCUGACCUUUGGUCCGGAGGGAGGCAGGCCGUAUUGAUGAAUGCCGGCGCUUUCCUUAUACCCGGUCUUGGUAGACUCGCCUGAAUCGAGUCCUGUUGUAAUGACGAACAUGGUGAACACUGUGGUGUAUCUGGGGAAACGGAUGAUUCACCGUUAAUAUGUAUCAUGUAGCACAUUCGUCCUGAGUCGAUGGCAAGACGUAGUAUCGC
Molecule: messenger RNA, 1301 nt
Organism: Filobasidium floriforme
Lineage: Eukaryota; Fungi; Basidiomycota; Tremellomycetes; Filobasidiales; Filobasidiaceae
Product: putative ccr4-not transcription complex, subunit 7
Exons: 6
Coding region: 176-1129 (317 amino acids)
Cellular component (GO): P-body; CCR4-NOT complex; CCR4-NOT core complex
Molecular function (GO): nucleic acid binding; poly(A)-specific ribonuclease activity
Source: RefSeq, a predicted model, not a curated record